AUGACCACGUUCUACAAUCCACCAGAAGAAACCGCAGAGUCACAAGAUGAAGACAACACCAACGCCGAUCUACCAGCCUCAACUUCCGAGGUACGUCACCCUGGUGGCGGACGAAGACUCGGUGAAGGUACUUCGGAUCCACAACCAAUACCGACUACCUCCUCCUCCUCGCAGUCUUCGAGACCGCUAAAAAGAGCUGCCGCUCAGAAGAAAUUUGCUACACUAGGGGACUUCGGAAAUGACCCACAUGGACAUGACGAUCCUAAUGACAGUGAUUACGACGAUGAUAAGCAUGAUCUAUUUGCCGGUGGAGAGAAGUCGGGGCUUGCGGUGCAAAAUCCAGACGAUCUCAAGAAGAAGAUAUUGGAGAAGGCUAGAAAAAACAAGCCUCGCCCGGGUGGUGACGAUCCACGGCCUCGUGUCAACCACUUCACUGGCACAGCUCGUACCCUUGGUGGAGACGAUGCCCCUUCGCAGACGAUCGAACCACCUCCCGAUCCUCUUGCAGGUCGACGGCCUGAACGGGUUGAUCGUAUCCUACAUUUCUGGAAUGAUGGCUUUAGUGUUGACGACGGUGAUCUGUACUCGACCAGUGAUCCGCGCAAUGCAGAAAUCUUGAACGGUAUCAGACAAGGUCGAGCGCCACUCAGUAUCAUGAAUGUGCAGCCCGGCCAAGAGGUUGAUGUGGAAAUCAAACAACACGAAGGAAAUUACGUCAAGCCGAAACAAAAAUACAAGCCAUUCAGUGGACAAGGGAACAGGCUGGGAAGUCCCACGCCUGGUGACAGUCUUACCGGUGCCUCCAUCACACCUGCUGCUCCUCCAGCUGCUGCUUCCUCGACAUCAGAGGAGCCACCAAAGGUCGAAAUCGACGAGGCACAACCAGUCAUUACUCUGCAAAUCAGACUCGGGAACGGUACUCGGCUACCGUCCAGAUUCAACCCUAGCCACACGAUUGGGGAUGUCUACUCGUUCGUCGCAGCAGCGAGUCCAGAUAGCCAGACCAGGGAAUGGGCAUUGAUGACUACGUUUCCAAGUACGGAGCUUACGGACCGAAGCGUGGCUUUGGGAGACUUGCCAGAACUGAAGAGGGGAGGCGUGUUGGUUCAGAAAUGGAGAUAG
Endocarpon pusillum Z07020 is the source of this 1122-nucleotide messenger RNA. Its product is annotated as UBX domain-containing protein 1. The transcript is spliced from 2 exons. Bases 1 to 1122 code for a protein of 373 amino acids. The record is from RefSeq and is a predicted model, not a curated record. Lineage: Eukaryota; Fungi; Ascomycota; Eurotiomycetes; Verrucariales; Verrucariaceae. Gene Ontology annotation, cellular component: cytosol; nucleus. Gene Ontology annotation, molecular function: ubiquitin binding. Gene Ontology annotation, biological process: membrane fusion; proteasome-mediated ubiquitin-dependent protein catabolic process; Golgi organization.